AUGGAAUCAUCUAUAUGGCCUCAAUUCUUGCUGGAGUCUAUUGAGAUUUUAGUUCAAGAAACUAACAAUAUAGCCAAAGAAUUUGUUUUAAAUAGGUCUCUUAAGCAGAGUCUGCUCUGUUCAGUAGUUACAAACAAUACAGAGACAAAGAACUCACUCAUCCUCUUAUAUGAUCGUAUGAAAGUACUAUUCAAUGAAAAUAAGAUUGGAGUAUUGGACUUGAUAAAAAAUUUUGAGAGAUUUUUCAAUUUGAGGGACAAGGCAAGGGAUGUAUUUUAGGGAAGAAUAACAACCUGUAUUUGCGAUUUAAGUUAUGCCUUAAGGACUUUUGAGAAAAUUUACCUAGAUAUCGUCUAAUCUAUUGACAUAGACUAUGCUGAGUUUCAGCCACACAAAGACUUAAUCAAAGAGAUCAAAGAAUAAAAGAAUAGAUAAAUCAAAUUUUGUGAGUAAAACUUUAAGACAUUGAAGGAGGCUAUCAUGUGCAAAAAGACUGAAAAGAAAGAAGAUUAAUAUCCUAAUUUAAACAUACUUCGAAAAUCAUAUUCUACUUCAAAGGGUCAAAUAAUGAAAGAGCUAGAGUAUAUGAUAAAUGAGCUAGGAGUAUAGGAGCCUGAGCUUUAUCUUUAAUAAACCUAGCCAAAAAGCGAUGUUGAGGAGUUUUAGAUUAAGGAUCUUCAAUAACUUUAGUCUAUUAGAAUUGGAGAUGAAAAUCAUAGAUCUUUGAUGCUAUUCUGGUUCACACAUUUUAAAUUAAAAACUGUAACAACCUUUGAUAUGUUUAGAUACUAAUUAGAGGAGUAUCUUAAACUAACAAUUCCUGAUGAGGGUGAUUUAGAUGUUGAAUUAAGUCUAGAAAACUUCACUAAUCCGUAUAUUGUCUCCUAUGUAAAAGAUUAGGCUUAUCUUGGAUUAAUCAUUCCAGGUUUUAAUAAAGACCCGAUUGAUCAUCCAUUCUUAUAGAAGAUUGUUCCAACAGUCAAAGAUAGGACGAUGCAAGUAGAAGAUGAAGAAGGGUCUGAAAGAAUAAGCAGGGGUACUAGAACAGAUCGAACCUAUGGAGAAGAUUAUUCAGAUGAUGAAGAUCAGUGUAGUCAGAGAACUUUUGAUCCUAGUCAGUUUAGAUAAGAGCAUAGAACUGAGGGAAGAACAGGGGGCAGAACUGGAGGAGCAGCAAAUGAAAUUGAAAAUGAGGUACAAGUUGAAGAAUCAAAAGGAUUGCAAUUUGGAUUUCCUAUUCAAAGCCUUGCAGAUAGAACUAAUAAAACUUCAACAAGAAGAUAUGGAGAUGGUACUGUAUGUUCUAUCUCAUAAGUUUCUACCAACAACAAGUAUCUUUUCUCUAUAAGUAAGGGUUCAGCAUAAUUUUCAAGCAUGUCAACUACCUCAACAUUUGCCUAAGGAUAGUCUACUAAACCUAAAAGAUAAUUAGCACAAAUAUAUCAAGGCUUAGAACUUAAUGACAAAUCCUAUACAAUUUCAUUCAACAUUGAAGUAUCAGAUUAUGUGAGAAAGCAACUUAUUGGCAAUUUCAAAACCAAAUUAAAAGUUAGCAAAUUCUCACUAAACUCAUCUGUGUUAAAUCUAGGAUCCUCGCAGACUCAAUCUGAUUUAAUCUUUUCGAAUAACAAAAGAUUCGAGGAUAAUAUCAUUGGUUUAUCGUACAAUAAUGAUUAGAGAUAAUUUAGAAUUAUGGAUUUAUCUUUUAAAAAUCAGCAUUACCUAUACGUAAACUUGAGAGAAGGAGAUAAAUUGAAAAUAUUUGACGGAUGUAUUUUAAGAUUUGGUAAUAAAUACAGAUAUCUAUUUACUUAUUCCGAAAAUGGAAGCGUAUUAAAUAUGACAUUGAUGGAGGUAGACUAAGUACCCUAAAAAGGAUAGUCUUUAUCGGUUGGUUUUUAAGAGAGAGAAAUAGGUAUUGGAAGGAAUAAUGACAACUUCUUGGUCAUUUAGUCAAGUUUUCUUAGCAAAAAAUAAGGAUAUAUAGUUUUUGAUUCAUCUUGCAGAGGACAGGCAGUAUAUCAUCACUUAUCAUAAACCAGUUUAACUCAACCAGCUUUAAAGUUAAAUGACUAGAUUUAGGAUGGAUAGAUAAGUGAUAUCAGAUUAAUUUAAGAUUUAUGUGGCAGCAAGGAUAGAAUCUCACUUGAAUAUUACAAUUACAAGAUUGAUAUCUCCAAUUUAUGCAUCUAGGAAUGA
Messenger RNA from Stylonychia lemnae, 2199 nucleotides. The record is from the annotation of a GenBank genome assembly. Lineage: Eukaryota; Ciliophora; Spirotrichea; Sporadotrichida; Oxytrichidae.